AUGUUUUUCGCCGUUCUCUUCACCUUCCUUUUCGCCUGGACCUCGUCGGUUCUGGGCAUCACUGUCACGACUGCCACGGCGUCGUACACCAUCAACACCGAAAGCAGCUAUGGCAUGACCGUGGUUAUCAGUCGGUCGACCUGCGACGUUACGUCGAUGAAGUUCAUGGGCACUGAGUACCAGUACUCGGGCACCUAUAGCCAGAUCGCUUCUGGCUUGGGAUCUGCCACUGUCUCUUACACCACCAGUGGAAACUACGUGAUCAUCAAGUGCGUCGCGAACAAUGACGCGUUCGACCUCACCCACUACAUGGUGUUCGAGGAUGCUUCCAACGCCAUCUACAUGGGUACCUACACCGCAUCGGAGCCUACGGUCGGAGAGUUGCGCUACAUCUACCGUCUCACUGGCCUGACCGAUGCCUAUCCCUACGGCGAUGUUUCCGACAUCACCGGAGGCACUGCCAUCGAAGGCAGCGACGUUUACCUCGUUGACGGCGAGACUCGCAGCAAGUUCUACUCGUCCGAGCGCUUCAUCGACGACGCCGUGUACUGUGCGACUAAUAGCGGUGCUUCCGUGCACGCUUGCUUCAUCCGCCCCAACAACCAGGCGACGGAGAAGAGCUCGGGUGGACCCUUCUUCCGCGACAUCAACCUCAACGAGGUCGGCAGCUACCAGUCGUUGACGUACUACAUGAACUCGAACCACGCGCAAACCGAGGCCUACCGCCAGGGCUUCCAUGGCCCCUAUGUCUUCCAGUUCACCCGCACGGGUGUCCCCAAGGCGAGCGACUUCGACGUUUCCUUCUUCGACAACCUCGGCCUGACAGGCUACGUCGGCGCUUCGGGACGUGGCUACGUCAAGGGCACGGCGUCGGGCGUUUCGUCCAGCUUCCCCAUCGUGGUGCACUGGUACAACGCCAACUACCAAAGCUGGGUCUACGCCUCGUCCUCAGGCUCCUUCACCUCACCCGCCCUCGUUGCCGGUACCUACACGAUGAAGCUGUACCAAGACGAGUUCCUCGCUGCGACGUCCACCGUUACCGUCCAGUCCGGCGCCACGGUCACGGCCAACAUCGCCGCCACCAACACGAUCCUCACCUCGUCGCACACGACCAUCUUCAAGAUGGGCGACUACGACGGCCAGCCGACGGGCUUCCUCAACGCCGCCAACCAGCUGCGCAUGCACCCCUCGGACUCCCGCAUGUCCUCGUGGAGUCCCGGGACCAUCGCCUCGACCGCCGCCUCGUCCUUCCCCAUGGCCAUCUUCAAGUCGGUUAACAACGGUCAGGUCAUCUCCUUCUCGCUGUCGAGCGCCAUCAGCUCUACUGCCACCCUGCGCAUGGCCACUACCCUGGCUUUUGCCGGAGGUCGGCCUCAGGCUAUCGUCAACGGGUACACGUGCUCUGCGCCUGCGGCCCCGACAGCGAUUGAUAGCCGUGGUGUCACCAGGGGUGCGUACCGCGGCCUGGGAGAGGUUUAUGAUUGUAGUAUUCCGAGUGGGAACUUGAAGAGUGGUACUAACACGGUGACUAUCAAUAUCAUUUCGGGAAGCAGUGGUGAUGAGUUCUUGAGCCCCAAUGUCAUCUUCGAUGCCAUAGAGCUAUUCUACUAG
Messenger RNA from Pseudomassariella vexata, 1611 nucleotides. RefSeq names its product family 4 polysaccharide lyase. Gene Ontology annotation, biological process: pectin catabolic process. Gene Ontology annotation, molecular function: carbon-oxygen lyase activity, acting on polysaccharides; carbohydrate binding. Bases 1 to 1611 code for a protein of 536 amino acids. The transcript has 4 exons. Lineage: Eukaryota; Fungi; Ascomycota; Sordariomycetes; Amphisphaeriales; Pseudomassariaceae. The record is from RefSeq and is a predicted model, not a curated record.